This is a messenger RNA of Nyctereutes procyonoides (raccoon dog), 4209 nucleotides long. It is a transcript of the gene METTL15, whose product is annotated as methyltransferase like 15. The coding region runs from base 94 to 1317 and encodes 407 amino acids. Gene Ontology annotation, biological process: rRNA base methylation. The record is from RefSeq and is a predicted model, not a curated record. Lineage: Eukaryota; Metazoa; Chordata; Mammalia; Carnivora; Canidae. Gene Ontology annotation, molecular function: rRNA (cytosine-N4-)-methyltransferase activity. The transcript is spliced from 6 exons.
GCGGGUCCCCCGGGCCCGGCCUCGACGUGCGGCCGCGGGCCCCAGAUCCGCCCGGCCAGCCCGCUCCGCGCCGCAGAUUUGUUGACCUACAGAAUGCUUCGAUACCCAUAUUUUUGUAGACUCUAUAAAGAAUUCCUUUCAUGCUGGUGGGAAUCUGGCAUAUUUAAUUCAGGUGUCUGGCCAAAAAGAAUACAUGAUACAGCACAAAGGUAUAAUGAGUGUGAAGCCCGGGAGCAAACAGAUCAAAAUGGAACUCAAGAGAUGCACAGACCUCAGGAUAGAGAUAACGAAGCUGUGACUAAGUUACAUAUUCCAGUCAUGGUGGAUGAAGUUGUUCGUUGUUUGGCACCACAGAAAGGCCAGAUUUUUCUAGAUAUGACAUUUGGAUCAGGAGGACACACGAGAGCCAUUCUACAGAAGGAGUCAGAUAUUACUCUGUAUGCCUUAGACAGAGACCCAACAGCGUAUGCAAUAGCCGAACAGCUUUCAGAAUUGUAUCCUAAACAGAUCCGAGCUCUGCUAGGCCAGUUCAGCCAGGCAGAAGCCUUAUUAAUGAAAGCUGGAGUACAGCCAGGGACCUUGGAUGGAGUUCUUCUGGAUCCUGGGUGUUCCUCCAUGCAACUUGAUGCUCCUGAAAGAGGUUUUUCCCUUCGGAAGGACGGCCCCUUGGACAUGAGAAUGGAUGGUGGCAGGUACCCUGACAUGCCCACCGCAGCUGAUGUUGUGAACGCUUUAGAUCAACAGGCACUUGCAUCCAUCCUGAGAACAUACGGGGAGGAGAAGCAUGCCAAGAAAAUCGCUUCAGCAAUCGUUCAGGCACGCAGCCUCUACCCCAUCUCCAGAACCCAGCAGCUUGCCAGCAUCGUUGCAGGUGCAUUUCCUCCCUCUGCUGUUUUUGCACGGAAAGACUUGCUACAACGAUCUACCCAUAUUGCUACCAAGACUUUCCAAGCUCUUCGAAUAUUUGUGAACAAUGAGCUCAAUGAACUUUACACAGGAUUGAAGACAGCUCAAAAGUUCCUGAGACCUGGUGGCCGUCUUGUUGCACUCUCCUUCCAUUCAUUAGAGGAUCGCAUUGUCAAACGAUUCUUGCUUGGGAUAAGCAUGACAGAAAGGUUUAAUCUUAGUGCUAGACAGAAGGUGAUACAAGCAUUACAGUUGGGUUCAGGUCGUGAAAACAUGGAAGGAGCCUCUAUAAGCAAGGCCCCUUUAAUGUGGGAAUUAAUACACAAGAAAGUACUUACCCCAGAUGAUCAGGAGGUACAAGAAAACCCCAGAGCUCGUUCAGCCAAGCUCAGAGCAGCCAUCAAAUUAUGAGAAAGUUUUCAUCAUUUGAUCCUUUAAGUCCCCCCCCCAGUUUCUCUUCUUUUGUUGUGAUAUUACUGAACAACUUAAUGUAAGAAAGUAUGAGAAUUUAUAUCUAUAUUAAGAGAUAUACUAUAUAUGUGUGGAAAUUAAGGAUAUUUACCAUUUUUUUCCUUAGAAAGAAAAUGUCAGAAAUAUUAGCAUGACACAGAAAGUUCAACUCAAGGAGCAGCAGCAUCUCAAAACUGGAAAAAUGUGUUUAUCUGAGCAUUAUAUUUAAUUAUGAAAUACAGUCCUUUCUCUAAGCUCAGGAAAUUUUUUAAAAUGAAGAAUACUGUGAAUAUCUAAAUAUGUAAAUUCAAGCUGUCGAAAGAGAGAAGUUAUAAUUGUAUCUGCAUGCUCUAGAUUCUGAAUUUAGAUAUUCACAUUUGCAACAGACUUUCUGUGGGUCAAAUAAUUAGUAAUGAUCAUGGAAGAAAUUUUAAUUUUUAUUUAGAAAUAAUUAAGUAGUAUUAUAGUCCUCUCAAAUAUAGGUAUUAUGCAAAUUUUAAAUUUUAAAGUAUUUUUAUAAUGCAUCAUAUUGUCAUUUUUGAAAUUAGUGUUCAUUGUUUUAAAGGCAUUUUACAGUAUGAAAUAUACCAUUUUUUCAUGUAUUACAAAGUAAAAAUGCAGAAUUACUCUAAUAGCCCUCACAGAGAAUAUUUCAUGAAACUUCUAUUUGAAGUUAAUUAUGUUUUUUCCCAGAAUGCCUUUGACACAUAAUAAAAUAUGUCAUUAUUUGAUUCCUGCAUUUUUAUUUUUUUUUAAGACUUUAUUUUUUCAUGAGAGACACAGAGAGAGAGGCAGAGACACAGGCAGAGGGAGAAGCAGGCUCCAUGCAGGAAGCCUGAUGCAGGACUGGAUCCCAGGACCCCGGGAUCACGCCCUGAGCCAAAGGUAGACGCUCAACCCCUGGGCCGCCCAGGGAUCCCUGAAACCUGCAGGAUUUUAAAUUGAGCUAUUCGAAAUAAUUCAACCAAGUCUAUUUGAAAUAGAAAUGUAUAUGAUAUAUUAAGGAAUAUACCCCUAAUGUUUUUAUUACCCAAUAGUAACUCUAUUAGUAAAAUGCUUAUUUAGGAGACAUUCACUUGGUAAAGGAUUCUUUAACACAUUAAUGAGAUUGAUUCAUGAUUCACAUAUCAACUUUUUAUAUGUAAAUAUGCAUUUCUAAUUUUUUCAGUUAUUCAGCAACUACUGAACUAGGCAGAGAAACAAAGGUAAAUAAAAUAUACAUACCUCACAGUACUUGUUCUAUGGAGUCUGUAGUCUAGUGGAGAAGAGUGAUGGUAGUUAAAUAAUCACAAAAAUCAAUACAAAAUUAACAGUGGUAAAAGCUACAAAGAAGCUGUACAGGCCACUGCAAGAACAUCUAAUAGGGGUUUCAAUUACUGAAGGAAACUGGGUCUGACAUUAUAAUGCUGAAUUAUGACUUGAAGGAUGAAUAAGAGAUAUAAUUAGUCAAAGGGUAUGUUGGCAUAUUGAUUAAAGGUAUUUAUAAAUGACUGCUUUCUUAAGUAGCUAUCCCUAUAAUCAUAUUUAUACUAUUAAUAUGUUUAGUAAACUAUUCAAAUAUAGGAAAAAUUUAUCUUCUCAAUUAUGGUGACAGAUUCUGAAUUGGUGAGUACAAGUGAAUAAAAUAUCAACAUAAGUAUGGGCAAAGGAUAGGAAUUAAGUAGUUGAAUUCACCUUUGAUUUACUUUACCUCUGUAAUGCUUGACUUUAAUUCUCAAGCUUAUUUGACACUUUGUAGGCUUUAUUCAAAUCAGAGCAAUUCUGCAGUGAAAUUAAUUUCUAAUUGUGGAAAAUUAGAAAAUAUUCUAGGGAGCAGUGUCCUCAAAUUAGAGAAAAAUGACUGUACAUAGGCUACUCCAUUGAAUCUUUCCUGAAAAGAGGUUUCAGUUUUUCUUGCAUAUAAGUCAUAUUUGUGAAUGAGAAAGAUUCCCAAAGAUACAUUCCCAUCCAAGUACCUGGUUAGAAAAUAAGAGAUCACACUCUUUUGUACAAUGACCUAUUUCAUCUGUUAUUUUUGGAUCCUGUAGAGUAUGGGGAUUUCUUGAAUGUUCUUGAAUGUUAGAUGGAAAGUGACUGCAUUGGGUUGAAUAGUGUUUUCCCCUCAAAAAUUCAUGUCCUUCUCAGAAUGUCAGAAUAUGACCUUAUUUGGUGAUACGGUCACUGCAGAUGUAAGUAGUUCAGCUGAAGUCAUGCUGGAGCCGAGCAGGCCCUUAAUCCAGUACGUGUGUUGUCUUAUAAGAAGAGAAGAUGGAGAUGAAGGGCAGAAUGGCACGUGGAGGUAAAAGCGGAGGUUAGAACGAUUCAUCCACAAGCCAGGGCACACCAGGGAUUGCUGGCCCCCAUUAGAAGCCAAGAGAGAAGCAUGGACUAGAUGCCCCCUCAGGCGUACGGCGAGCCACCAACUUUGCUGACGCCUUGACUUCCGGCCUCCAGACUGCAGAACCAUGACACGAUACACUCCCGUUGUUGGAAGGCACCCAGCGUGGGGUAAUUUGUUACAGCAGCUCCGGGACACGGAUACCAUAAUAGAAGAAAAUCUGCACUAUGCAUGAAAAACAUCCCUUCUUCAACAAACACAAAAUUGGUUUAAAACGUGGUAGUGUGAAAAUACAGGAGCUAUUUUCUGUUUUAGGCUGUUAAACAAUCAUUCUUGCCUGCCUCUUUGUCUUUGCUGUGGGAUACGUAAUAAAAUAUAUGAAUGAAUGAAUAUAUGCGUUUUAAAUGGUUAAUGCUGGAAAAUGCUUUUGUGAAGUCCAAAUAAUACAUACAGAAAAUAAACACUGAUUGUUAAAAGAAAUGCGCAUUUCUUUUCUAAUAAAAUAUAACGAAUACAAAACAAGCAAUCGUUUUGCA